GCUACAUUAGCUUAGUAACGGAAGAGAAGUGUCAGCGCUCUGAACCGGGACGAGGAGAAGCCAGUCUGCGGUUAUGGCUGCCCUCGGUAACUCGGCGGCCUCUUCCAGUCCCAUGGUGAUCCUGGCGCCCAAGACAAAAACGAAAAAGAAGCACUUCGUACAGCAGAAGGUGAAGGUGUUCCGAGCCAGCGACCCCGUCCUGAGCGUCUUCAUGUGGGGCGUCAAUCACUCGAUCAAUGAUCUCAACCAGGUGCCUGUUCCUGUCAUGCUGCUUCCCGAUGACUUCAAAGCCAACACCAAGAUCAAAGUCAACAACCACCUCUUCAACAAAGAAAAUCUUCCAGGACAUUUCAAGUUCAAAGAAUACUGUCCUCAAGUCUUCCGAAAUCUAAGAGAACGCUUUGGGAUCGAGGAUCUGGACUAUCAGGUGUCAUUAACCCGCAGCUCCCCAAUGAGGAGCGCAGACGACCAGGGAGACUGUCUGCUGCUCAACUCGUACGACCGCACGCUGGUCAUCAAACAGAUCUCCAGCGAGGACGUCGCGGACAUGCACAGCAUCCUGUCUGAGUAUCACCAGCACAUCGUGAAGUGUCACGGCAGCACCCUGCUGCCUCAGUUCCUCGGUAUGUACCGGGUGAGCGUAGACAACGAGGAGACCUACCUGAUCGUGAUGAGGAACAUGUUCAGCCACAGACUGCUCGUGCACAGGAAGUACGACCUGAAGGGCUCUCUGGUGGCGCGUGAAGCAAGUGACAAAGAAAGGGGAAAAGAGCUUCCUACCUUCAAGGACAUGGACUUCAGGAACAACAUGCAGAAGGUGUACGUCACCGACGAGCAGAAGGAGAAGUUCAUGGAGAAGCUCAACAGAGACGUGGAGUUCCUGGUGAAGCUGAAGAUCAUGGACUACAGCCUGCUGCUCGGCAUCCACGACGUAGGUCGAGCGGAACGAGACGACGAAGAAGGAGAGGAGGUUUCCAACGAGGAAGACCCCGAGGCGGAGAACGGCCUGGCGGCGGGCGCGACGGCGGGCUCCUACGGCACGUCUCCGGAGGGAAUAGCCGGCUACAUGUCGGCCUGCAAACCUCUGGGACCCGGGGAGUUUGACCCCUACGUGGACGUGUACGCGGUCAGCAGCUGUGCAGGAGCCCCUCAGAGGGAGGUCUAUUUCAUGGGUCUGAUUGACGUACUUACUCAGUACGACACCAAGAAGAAAGCCGCUCACGCUGCAAAAACUGUCAAACACGGGGCGGGUGCUGAGAUCUCCACGGUCCACCCCGAGCAGUACGCCAAACGAUUUCGCGACUUCAUCUCAAACAUUUUUGCGUAAUGAACUCUACUGUAAGUCGACACAACUGACGGCUCAAAGUCGAUUUUAUGACCAAACGUAGUCUGCACACACAGAUCAUCAUGUGCGUGAUCUGAGGGCGACACGACUUGUAGCAAUAUGACGUACUUGUACUUCUGAUGCCUAUAUUUAUUUUUAAGAUUAAAGAAGCAUUUGUAACGGGGAUGAAGGGCUCGUCCAGGCUGACUCCGGAGCAGCAGGAGGGUUCAUGCAGACAAACUGCUGCUGAUCACAGAUCUUCAGUGUGAGAUCAAAUAUCUCUCUCUCGUCUGGUUCUCCGGGCGAGGAAUGAACUUUAAGAGUUUGACUUUUUUAGAAGUGUGUUUAUUUGUUUUCUUGCCAAAAGUAAGAAGAGAGGAUACAAACUCUGCUGUGUGUGUGUGUGAGUGAGAGAGAGAGAGAGAGAAUGUGUGUUAAAGGUUUCCUUCAGAGUGCGUGGUUUCUGGGAGUAGUCUCCGGAUUAUUUUUUGUAGAAUCUGGAUCUACACAUACACAAUCCUGUUUAUGAUGUCACACUAUUCCUUUGAUCUAUGCAUGGAGAUAACAUGCCAAAUGUGCCAAAAACAAAAACAUUUAGAAGACUGCGAGCCUGUGAAUAUGUGUGUUAAUCACGUUCAUCAAAAUGCCUCUAAACCAAUGAGAUGAUGGGGUUUGUCCUCAUACUAAACCUUUAAACUUUGAUAUGCUUCCAGUAAAAAUCAAACAGUAUCGAUACCUGCAACACAAAGACAUUCAGGGCGCCCCAAAUUUAAAAAAAAAAAACAUCUUGAUUUUAAUGACUUAAAAUUGCAGUAGCGUCUAAAAUUGCAGAAAUACGUUGGCAACUUCUGUCUGCUCUCUUUCUCUCUCGGUAGCAAAAAGCAUUAAUAAUAUUGACACCUUAACGUUGUUCAUCGACUGUGAAUCUGCACAUUAAUAAUGUAAAAACUUGAUAAUUGUUUUUGAACGUAUCUGGAAAUAGCAAAUAUUUUGAUUCUCUGCUUGAAAAUAGAAAAUCACUUUUUCGAUUAUCUGACAUUCCUUCCCCCUUUAAAUAUUAUUUUGAUUUUGCCUUUUUUGACACAAGCACUGUUGUCCAUCUGAACGCAGAUAUCAUGAAGCGUUCUGUUCGGCCUUCUCUCAGUGCGCUCGUUCACAAACAUAAACACCAGGAGACAGGUAGCAUAUGUUCGCUUAAACACUGAAACAGGAGAAAUGGUUAGCUUGGCUCUGUCCAAAACAGUAAAAAUAAAAUGUCUUCUAGCACUUCUAAAUGAAUAUAAUUUAUCUGACUUAACCUAGCUGUACAAAAACACUAAAAUGUCAAACAGAGUCAGGCUAGCUGUUUAGCUCGUAUCAGUGAUGACCUUUUUCUUCUUUUAUUGGCAAGAAAACAAAUAAACUUUACUUAUAAAUAAACUACUGUUCCUCA
This is a messenger RNA of Labrus mixtus (cuckoo wrasse), 2756 nucleotides long. RefSeq names its product phosphatidylinositol-5-phosphate 4-kinase, type II, gamma a (gene pip4k2ca). Gene Ontology annotation, biological process: phosphatidylinositol metabolic process. Lineage: Eukaryota; Metazoa; Chordata; Actinopteri; Labriformes; Labridae. Gene Ontology annotation, molecular function: phosphatidylinositol kinase activity. The transcript is spliced from 10 exons. The record is from RefSeq and is a predicted model, not a curated record. The coding region runs from base 74 to 1327 and encodes 417 amino acids.